This is a messenger RNA of Artibeus jamaicensis (Jamaican fruit-eating bat), 3858 nucleotides long. RefSeq names its product semaphorin 4B (gene SEMA4B). The record is from RefSeq and is a predicted model, not a curated record. The transcript is spliced from 18 exons. Gene Ontology annotation, molecular function: semaphorin receptor binding; chemorepellent activity. Gene Ontology annotation, biological process: positive regulation of cell migration; axon guidance; negative chemotaxis. Bases 271 to 2913 code for a protein of 880 amino acids. Lineage: Eukaryota; Metazoa; Chordata; Mammalia; Chiroptera; Phyllostomidae.
GGCCGGGGCGGGGCUGCCGGGGCCGCUGCCCCAUUGGGCCUCGCGGGGACUAGGCGGGACCAGGCCGGGCCGAACCCGCCCCUGCGCGCAGCCGGAGCCCCAUCAGCGAGGCGGGAAGCACCGCUGGACCUGCGCCAGAGGCGGGCGAGACCCACCCGGACCCGCGCGCGAGGCCCGUCAGGGUUCAAGACGCCAGCUGUCUGCACCCUGGAAACCAGACCCAGCGUCAGCCAGCACCUCGAUCUUGGACUCCCAGAGCCAGACGAGCGAAUGCUAAGCAGCCGAGCUGGGAUCCGAAUCGCCAUGCCCAGAGUGACGCCCACCCCACUGAGCCACACCGGUCAGGCCAUGGGGGAACGCAGUAUUGGACUGAAGGUGAUAUCCAAAGGUCCGCCAGUGCAGGGGAGCCACCUGAGCCGGAGCCCGCAGGACGCCGCCGCUGUCCGAGCCCCGCGCGCCGCGAUGGCCCCGGGGACCCAGUCGCUGCUGCCGCCACUGCUGCUGCUGCUGCUGCUGCCGCCGCCGCCGGGCGCUCGGGCGCUGGUCCCUCGGAUCAGCCUGCCGCUGGGCUCUGAAGAGCGGCCAUUCCUCAGAUUCCAAGCUGAAAAUAUCUCCAACUACACGGCCCUGUUGCUGAGCGGUGACGGGAGGACCCUCUACGUGGGUGCCCGAGAGGUCCUCUUUGCGCUCAACAGCAGCGCCAGCUUCCUGCCGGGCGGGGGGUACCAGGAGCUGCUGUGGAGCGCAGAUGCCCAGAGGAAACAGCAGUGCAGCUUCAAGGGCAAGGACCCACAGCGGGACUGUCAAAACUAUAUCAAGAUCCUCCUGCCACUCAACAGCAGCCACCUGUUCACCUGCGGCACGGGGGCCUUCAGUCCCCUGUGCACCUACAUCAACGUGGAGAACUUCACGCUGGCACGGGACCAGGCGGGGAAUAUCCUUCUGGAAGACGGCAAGGGCCGUUGUCCCUUUGACCCCAAUUUCAAGUCCACGGCCCUCAUGGUUGAUGGCGAGCUCUAUACCGGAACAGUCAGCAACUUCCAGGGGAACGACCCCGCCAUCUCCCGGAGCCAGACCCGCCGCCCCACCAAGACCGAGAGCUCCCUCAACUGGCUGCAAGACCCGGCGUUUGUGGCCUCAGCCUACGUCCCCGAGAGCCUGGGCAGCUUACAAGGGGACGAUGACAAGAUCUACUUCUUCUUCAGCGAGACCGGCAAGGAGUUUGAAUUCUUCGAGAACACCAUUGUGUCCCGGGUUGCCCGCAUCUGCAAGGGCGACGAGGGCGGCGGGCGGAUCCUGCAGCAGCGCUGGACGUCCUUUCUGAAGGCCCAGCUGCUGUGCUCGCGGCCCGAGGACGGCUUCCCCUUCAACGUGCUGCAGGACGUCUUCACGCUGAGCCCCAGCCCCCAGGACUGGCGCGACACCCUGUUCUACGGGGUCUUCACGUCCCAGUGGCACAGAGGGACCACGGAGGGCUCUGCCGUCUGCGUCUUCUCCAUGAGGGACGUGCAGAGGGCCUUCAGCGGCCUCUACAAGGAGGUGAACCGGGAGACCCAGCAGUGGUACACGGUGACCAACCCGGUGCCCACGCCGCGGCCCGGCACGUGCAUCACCAACAGCACCCGGGAGAGAAAGAUCAACUCGUCCCUGCAGCUGCCCGACCGCGUGCUGAACUUCCUCAAGGACCACUUCCUGAUGGACGGGCAGGUCCGCAGCCACCUGCUGCUGCUGCAGCCGCAGGCCCGCUACCAGCGCGUGGCUGUGCACCGCGUCCAAGGCCUGCACGGCACCUACGACGUCCUCUUCCUGGGCACCGGGGACGGCCGGCUGCACAAGGCGGUGAGCGUGGGCCCCCGAGUGCACGUCAUUGAGGAGCUGCAGAUCUUCCCUCCGGGCCAGCCGGUGCAGAACCUGCUCCUGGACCCCGGCAGGGGCCUGCUGUACGCAGCCUCCCACCUGGGUGUGGUCCAGGUGCCCGUGGCCAACUGCAGCCUGUACCCGAGCUGCGGGGACUGCCUCUUGGCCCGGGACCCCUACUGCGCCUGGAGCGGCUCCAGAUGCCUGCACCUCAGCCUCUACCGCCCUGAGGCGGCCUCCAGGCCAUGGGUCCAGGACAUCGAGGGGGCUGAUGCCAGCAACCUCUGCAACGCUUCCUCGGUCAGGGCUCGGGUUGCUGUACCAGCAGACAAGGAGCCUUGUGAGCACGUCAAAUUCCAGCCCAAUACAGUGAACACCUUGGCCUGCCCGCUGCUCUCCAACCUGGCGACACGGCUCUGGCUGCAUAAUGAUGUCCCCGUCGAUGGCUCCGGCUCCGCCUCCUGCCGGGUGCUGCCCACCGGGGACCUGCUGCUGGUGGGCAGCCAGCAGGAGCUGGGGGAGUUCCAGUGCUGGUCUCUGGAGGGAAACUUCCGGCAGCUGGUGGCCAGGUACUGCCCAAAGGUGGAGGGCACGGUGGCCGGCCGGAGUGGCAAAGUGCCUCUCACGUCUCGGGUGAGCGCGCCGUCCCAGGGCAAGGCCAGCUGGGGUGUGGUCAAGUCCUACUGGACCGAGUUCCUGGUGAUGAGCGUGCUGUUCGUGUUCGCCGUGGUGCUGCUGCUUUUGUUCGUCCUCUACCGGCAUCGGGACGGCAUGAAGCUCUUCCUGAAGCAGGGGGAGUGCGCCAGCGUGCACCCCAAGACCCGCCCUGCGGUGCUGCCGCCCGAGACCCGGCCGCUCAACGGCGUGGGUCCUCCGAGCACCCCGCUCGACCACCGAGGCUACCAGGCCCUGUCGGAUAACUCCCCGGGGCCCCGGGUCUUCACUGAGUCAGAGAAGAGGCCGCUCAGCGUCCAUGACAGCUUUGUGGAGGUGUCCCCAGUGUGCCCCCGGCCCCGGGUCCGCCUGGGCUCUGACAUCCGGGACUCGGUAGUGUGACAGCUGACCUGGAGAGCAGUGGACCCUGGCUUCAGGGGCCGUGAAUGCUCAGAGGGCGCUGGCCGGACUCUGGUGCCCAGCCCUGUGGGCAGUGGGGCCAGCCGGCCGCUGUUCGGGCACUGAGGCCCCUCCGACCGAGACAGUUGUGGCCCCAGAGGUCUCCGCUGAAGAUGGGCACCUGCCUGGGUGGGCAGAACAGUGCUCCUGGUGUAAACUGAGCCUUCGGUUUAGAAAAAACAUUGAAAAUGUGAAAUGAGGAUGAGACCACACAGAAUGCCAGGUACACACAGCCGCUCCGGUUCCGCCCCCGGCCUGGUGGGCUCAUGGCCUCGUGGGGGCCUUGGGGACCGAUCCGAUGUGGUGGUUUGAGACAAGAAUCGGGAAUCCCUCACCAGCUGGCCUCUUCCAGCCUCUGCCUUAUUCUACUGCCACAGGCGGCCCCUGUCACGCAGAGCCAGGGGCCCACCUCGGGCUCCGUGAGUCCUGCCUGGCCAGCGGGCCAAGCUGUUACAGCCAUCAUCCCGUCACCUCAGGGACCGGAGGGCUACGCUGGCACUGCAGCCGCGACGGGGCCCCGGGCUCCAGACAGCUCUGGAGCUUCCCGGCCUGUAUCAGGCUGUGGCCAUGUUGACAGCGGGCAGCGUCAGCUCAGGAGAGUGUAUGACGAUGUUCACCUUUCCCUCGGAAUUCUGGGAAGAGACUGUCGCCUGCCUUCCUCCGUCCAGCCUGGAAACCUGGGUGACCCUGUCCCCACACCCACACCGACCUCGUCUGAGACCCAGUCCCCCUUUACCCUCCAUUCUCCUGCCUCCAGUCUAAGGGAUAUCAACACUGCCCAGGACAAGGGCCCCAGUUUUUGUGGCUUUUAUAUAUUUUUUUUAAAUAAGAUGCACUUUAUGCUUGUUUUUUUGUUUUUUAAAUAAAAUCUGAAGAACUGAAGUUGAA